AUGAUUCAUUUUCCGAAAGAGGCCAGGGAGGGUAAAAAUCCCCCUGAAGAGGAGAGCGCAGUUUCAACAAGUAAUAAUUCUUCCGUCUCUAGGUCAAGAGUGUCUAACGUUUUACUUCUAACUUGCAGCGCAUAUGCUAGCAAUCCUAAGGAUGGGAGAGGAAUAAACAAAUUUACGAGGAUUUUAUGCGAUAACGGAUCAGACCGGAGUUGGAUUCGGAGAUCCUUAGCAGAUUGUUUAAAACUAAAUUCCAUCAGAAAGGAAAGACUGUCGGUUUUUUCUUUUGGUUCAGUAAGGCCCGUUGAGAAAAUUUAUGAUGUAGCCGAGAUAAAGUUAACAAAUAGAUAUGAUCCUAAUAAAAUCAUUCAGUUUGAAGUUUUAAUUACAGAUACGAUAACUGCAGCCCCUAACUCUGUUCCAAAUGCAGAUAUUUUAAACACUAUGCGUUCGCGAGGAUUGAUUUUGGCCGAUUGUUUCGAGAGCGAUAUACAAAUCGAAGUAUUAAUUGGCGCAGAUGUAUUUUGGCAGAUCGUCGACUCUACGAGAUUUGAGAAAAUAAACAAAACAAUUACUUGUGUUCCAACGGUAUUUGGUUUCGCGCUGCAGGGAACUCAGUUAAGUGAUUCACAGUGCUUAAAAAAUGAAGUGGCGUCAAAUCUCUGUGUUGCGGCUACAGACGUUCAGAUUUUGUGGGAACUCGAAGCAUUGGGAAUAAAAGAAAAAGAGGAAUUAAAUUCGGUAGAUAAGGCUUUCGUUGAAGAAUUUGAGAAAGGAUUAAAAUUCGUAGAUGGGAGAUACGAAACAAAUUUAAUGUGGAAAACAGAUCCUAAUGAGUUAGCGAACAAUUUUACGUUAGCUAAAAAGCAAUUUGAAGAGUUAAAAAGGGUUUUAAAUGAAAACGAAUGGGUUGCAAAUGAAUAUAAGGAAAUUGUGAAUGAGCAAGUUAAAAUGGGAAUUAUUGAACAGUGUGAUAGGGAUAGUAAGGAAUAUUUUAUGCCCCAUAGAGCUGUCGUCAGGGCAGAUAAAGAAACAACCAAAGUUCGUAUUGUGUACAAUUGUAGUUCUAAAUCAAAGGGUAAUUUAUCUCUUAAUGAUUGUUUAGAAACUGGCCCGAAUUUAAAUCCAAAUAUACUUGAUAUCAUUUUAAAUUUUCGUAAAUUCAAGAUAGCUUUUAAUGCAGACAUUGAGAAAGCAUUUUUAAUGAUUGGUAUUUCCGAAAGAGAUAGAAAGUUUUUAAAAUUUCUUUGGUAUUCAGAUAGUUCUAGUGAGGAAUUUAAAUACAUGCAAAUGAAAAGAGUAACAUUCGGUUGCAAACCGUCUCCGUUUAUUCUAAGUGCUACAAUUAAGCAUCACAUUCAAAAGUUUGAGAAUACACACCCUAAAUCAGUUGAGAUGUUAAAAUCUUCGCUGUAUGUUGAUGACUUGUAUUUUGGUGGAAAUAGUGUGAACGAAGUUUUAAAUUUGUCAUCUGAUGCUGUAACUAUUCUGAAGGCAGGAGGUUUUAACUUGAGGAAAUUGAGGUCUAACAGCAAAGAGUUAGAAGAACUAUGGGUGCAGACGGGACUAAAGGAACGGGAGUCGGUUGAUGUUAGCCAAGUGAAAGUGUUGGGGUUAAACUGGAAUCCAGAGCAAGAUGAGUUGUCGUUGGAUCUAAAAGGGAUAUUUAAAGGAUUGAAAUCAUUGAAGAACAGUAAGAGGUGCGUUUUACAGACUGCAGCUAGUAUUUUUGAUCCGGUUGGGUUGAUUGCUCCGUUUGUUGUGCGUAUUAAGUUAUUGUUGCAGGAAAUUUGGGAGAGAGCAAUUGAUUGGGAUGAAGAGUUGCCAGAAGACUUGGGGGAAAAAUGGGUGAAGUGGUGUGGAGAAACUGACAAAAUGAGUGAAAUAAAAAUUCCUAGGCAUUGUUUAGAAAGCUGUGUUGGUGAGAAGGCUGAAGUACACGUAUUUUGUGAUGCGUCAUUGAGGGCGUAUGGAGCUGUUGUAUAUUUCAGGUUUCAUGAUAAAUAUGGGAACUAUAAGGUGUCUUUUGUGUUGUCAAAGAGUAGAGUAGCACCGCUAAAGAAAUUAACGUUACCUCGCUUAGAGUUGAUGGCUCUUGUGAUAGGUUCUAGACUGGGAAGUUAUCUCAAGACAGUUUUCGGAGACAUGAUUCAAAAUAUUGUGUAUUGGAGUGACUCUUUGAUUGCGUUGUACUGGGUAAAGGGUUGUGCCAAGCGUUGGAAAAUGGUUGUAGCAAAUCGUGUUUUGGAGAUUCAGGAGAAGUCGAAUCCCAGCGACUGGAAAUUUUGCCCCUCGGAAAAAAAUCCAGCAGAUUUACUAACUAGAGGAAUUUCAAUGGAAGAUCUGUUGUUGAAUAAAUUGUGGAGGUUAGGACCAGAUUGGCUUCAGGAGAGUUGUGAAGGAUGGCCGGAGCAGGUGUUCAAAUCUGCAAGUUGUGACAAUGUAGAGGUUUUACGGGAGAAAAGAAGUGAAGUAACUAAUGUUAUGGUUGUUCAGGUGGAACUGGUCGAAAAUUUGUACAAUAGAAUUUCGGUUUGGAGUAAAUUGCAAAGAAUUGUUGCAUGGUGUCUUAGAUUUAUUAGAAAUGCUCGAGGAAUGAAAGUUAAUUCUUCAUUUCUUCAAGUUGAUGAGUUGCGAGAGGCGCAUGACCAAGUAAUUAAAGCAGUACAGAGAACUGUGUUUAGUACUGAAAUUGCAACUUUAGAGAAAGGGAAAGUUUUGAAGUCUGGAAAUUUGUCACAGUUAAAUCCCUUCAUAGACAGUGAAGGCCUACUUAGAGUUGGCGGACGUUUGAAAAAUGCAAAUUUGGCAGAGAGUGUAAAGCAUCCUCUUAUAUUGCCUAAGAAACAUCCUGUGACUGAAAUGGUCAUAAGAUACUACCAUAUAAUGUAUUUACAUGCAGGUAUACACUUACUUAGUGCAUCAAUUCGACAGAAGUAUUGGAUCGUGUGUGCAAGAUCUGCAAUUCGUAAAGUAGUGAGAAACUGUGUAACUUGUUGUAGAUUUCGUUCGGAAUUUUCGCAACAAAUAAUGGCAAAUUUACCGUCAGCUAGAGUGAAUCCUGGAAGAGCCUUUUUGAAAUGUGGUACAGAUUUCGCCGGACCGUUUCUUGUUACCCCUCGUCGUGGAAGAGGAGUUAAAGCGUUAAAAAUGUACGUGUGCAUAUUUGUGUGCUUUAUUGUUAAGGCCGUGCAUCUUGAAAUAGUAAGCGACCUAAGUACUGAAGCGUGCCUUUCAGCUUUGAAGAGAUUCAUCGCUCGCAGAGGAAAACCUCUGGAAAUAUACAGUGACUGUGGUACCAACUACAUCGGUGCGAAAAAUUAUUGGAAAGCGUGUUCAAGAGAUCUUGGUCAAUAUCUAGCCGAUGAAGGUGUGUCGUGGAAGCUGAACAUUCCAUCAGCUCCCCAUUAUGGUGGCCUCUGGGAAGCCGCAGUAAAAGCGAUGAAAUUUCACUUGCGAAGAGUAAUGAAAUCACAGAUAUUAACUGUUGAGGAGUUUUCUACUGUCUUAGCUGAAGUAGAAGCAGCGCUGAAUUCCAGACCACUUGUUUCUGCAUCAGAUUGUGCUGAUGACUAUUGUGUUCUAACACCUGGUCAUUUUCUCAUUGGCUCGGAGUUAAGGAGCGUACCUGAGCCUGAUGUUACCAAUGAGAAAAUUAGCAUUGGCGAAAGAUAUAAACUAACAUCACAAAUUUCACAAUCCUUCUAUAAAGCAUGGUCGAAGGACUAUUUAACGCAGUUGCAAGCGCGCAACAAAUGGAAAACCCCAUGCGUGGAUUUGUGCUGCAAUGACAUAGUGUUAAUCAAGGACGAGAAUUUGCCACCCCUCAAAUGGAGGAUGGCAAGAGUAACUGAAACUAUUGACAGCAGUGACAGCAGAGUACGUGCUGUAACUUUAAAAACAUCCACAGGUGAAUUGAGAAGACCAAUUCACAAAUUGGUUAAACUUCCUAUUGAACAUAAAUGA
Uloborus diversus is the source of this 3963-nucleotide messenger RNA. RefSeq lists its product as uncharacterized. Gene Ontology annotation, biological process: DNA integration. The transcript has a single exon. The record is from RefSeq and is a predicted model, not a curated record. Gene Ontology annotation, molecular function: nucleic acid binding. NCBI's taxonomy places the organism in Eukaryota, Metazoa, Arthropoda, Arachnida, Araneae, Uloboridae. Bases 1 to 3963 code for a protein of 1320 amino acids.